AUGUUCUCUGGGGAGGAAACAGCCGCCUUUUCCAAAGACAAGGCCGGCGGCUCGCCAGCGCAGCCCACCCCAGAGCUGAGCAUUUUUCAGUCCCUCCUCAGCCCCAGCUCGAUUCACGGCGGUAACGUGAGCCAGCUCAGCCUCUCGUCUGCGGUGAGGAUGCUACCUACCGAAGAGGGCCCAUCGACCAGCGAAGCCAACGACCUCCACCACCACCAGCAGCAGUGCCAUAAAGACAGCGGCGGUGACGGCAUCAUUGGCAGCAAAGAUACAAGCAGUGGCCAUAAUGACGCCGGGAGCGCGGUGAGCAGAGGUAGUAGCAGCGGUGGUGGCGCUCAUGACGCCCCGGUGAAGGGCCGACCCAGCGCCAUUGAAGGAAAAUGCGCCGAUGCGAAUUUCUCUUUAGGCCGCCCGCAAAGCGGUGGCGGUCAGCCACAGCAUGCGCAACCGAUGCCGGAGGACCCGCUAGCAAUGGCCUCUUUGUUAAGCUACCACGGCGCCAGCGGUGACGAGCAAGACGAGGAUCGCAGCGAUGAGGACGGUGGUCGCCUCCACUGUCGAGCCCCUGUCGCUCCUUUCGGCAGCGUCGAGGAGGGUGGUGGUGCGGAUGAUGUGGACAAUGUACAGCCCGGAUCGCCUUUGCGGCACCGCCGCAACUGCCUGCGCGGGCCCCCUAUCGCAGCGGUCAUGACGCCGGAUACAGUAAGCGGUCGAGGAGUCGUCGGUGAACGUAGCUCAAGCAUGAGGCUGCUGAUAGCGCAAGAGGACCCACCGCUACUUCCUCACCAGCGACGCCGGCGCUCCGUCCCGAAGGACAGCAUCACCCUCAGCUCCACCCCCUCAAACAGCUCUGGGGACGAGAGGGAAGGUCAGGGAUUGGAAGCGGCACAGGGACGGCGGCGCGCUGGCGAGGGUGCUGAUGACGCGUCGUCACUGCUGCCGAGCACGUUGGAAUUGCCGGAUUACAUACCGAGCAGCGCCCUUCCCUGCCCUCGCGCCGCCUGCGACGUGAAGGACAACGUCAGCGACACUGACGAGGACAGCGUCCAGAGCGCCUCCAGCUCACUGCACUCGUCGCCGCCCGAUGUCACGCUGUGGGGCGUCGAUGGUGGCCUCCGCCGCAAGCGCAUAAAGAAGGUAAGCCACUACAUCCUCGGCCCGCUGCUCGGGGAGGGCAACUACGGCGUUGUACGCGACUGCAUCGACCUGAGCACAGACAACGCCGACCGGCGGUUCUCGCGCUGCGCCAUCAAAAUAGUAAGCGGCAACUACGCCAAGCUCAGCACACCCACAGCGAAGCUGAGCAAGGCGUCGUCAACGUCGCCUGCCAAGACUGAGGACGGCAACGACAACGGCCAUGGUCGUCACAGCCACAGUACUGACCGUGGUGCUCUUGCAGGCCCACUGAAACGCACGUCUGGCAUGCAAUACCGCCGCGAGGAGGACUUGAAGCGGCAGGAAACAUUUCUGCGGGAGAUGCGCAACCUCCAGCGUUUCCACAGCAAGAACAUCAUCCGUGCGCUUGACACCUUCACGCGGUACAGCAAGGAGUAUGUCGUGAUGCCGAUCGCCAUCUGCAACCUGCGACAACUGGUCCAGCAGCUGCUACGCACGCGGUGGCGUGAGGCGGUACGGGAGUGGCGGCGAGCGCAGCGUGGGCUGCAGCGAAGUCUACGGCACAAUCAAAGCAUUGGGGCACCUGCGGCCCACGGCGAUCACGUACAGCCACAGCCCCAACAGUCAUUGUGGCUUCCCAUGGUGCCUUCUGCGGUGGAGGAUUUGGAUGUGGACAUCAUCACCUUUAUGGCAGACGCCGCGCGCGGUGACGGUGAGGACACCGAUGGUGUCUCCGCAAGUCGGUCGCGCGGCAGCAGCGAUGAUGACGACGCCGCCGCUGGUACUUGGGACAGCAAGGCGAACGUGAUCUGUCAUGACGAUCGGCAGCGGCGCCACUGCGGCUCCAUCACCACAACGCACACAAUCAACCGCUGUACAGACCGCCUCUAUUGGGUGCACACCUCCCAGUCGCCGCAGCAGCCAUCAAGUGGACCUCGCCCGACCUUCGCCGGGGGCCACCACCACCACCACCACCACAGCGACGGCGAUGAAAGUUGGGAGGAUGACAUCAGCGACGGAAGCUCCGUGAGUACGACGGGAACGACCAACUCCAUCGCGGUCAUAAGUGCGACACCGCGGGGGCUGUCGGCAGCCAAACCCCCAGUAGAGUGUGACAACUUCGUCGACCGUAGCGCAACCAGCGCAGGCUCCAACGGCACUGAGGGCCGCCCGACAGCCACCGCGCCACCGGGACCGGGCGCCUCCACGCUGCACAGCCGGCCACACAUGUCGCUACCCACGUGCUCGCCAACGCUGUUGAAGGGCAUCUUCUACCAGCUCAUCUCCGGCGUUGCCUACCUACACCAGCAGCACCUGGCGCACAACGACAUCAAGCCGUCGAACGUGCUUCUUUUCGAGGACGGUACCGUGAAGCUGGCCGAUCUCGGCAGCGUCAGCGACACGUACAACGACCAAGGCUCUCCCCUCUUUGCUUCACCGGAGCUGUGCAAGUACUUCUACGGCGCCACAACGCCACCAGCGUCGUUUUCGAAGUCGCCACAGCACGUUGGGCGAGACGCGGCGCAGUCCAGUGACAUGUGGUGCUGCGGGCUGAUACUCUACUACCUCAUCACCGGAAAACCUGGCCCGCUGCCGGUGCAGUUGCGAUACUUUCGUAUGCUGAACAACAAGCAGACGCAUCAGCAGCUUCGGCCCUUCGCGCUGCACGGCGACAAGGACGACGCGAGCGACACACACACCGACCAAGCUUCCUUGCCGCCCGUUGUGACCCGCUACCAGCUUUACCGCGAGAUUGCGCAGCAGACGACGCCGGUGAACCUCAGCGACCUGCCAGAUAUGGUGCCACCGGACGUGUGCGAUGACAUGCUGCUCCCUGACACACCGACAUUGAACACAGUGGAGGCAUCAGAAGGUGACUCCGAGCGCGAGAAAGCGAUGCUGCCGUACCCGCCCAACAGUGUGCGGCAUCUCCUGGCAAGACUCCUCGAUCUCGACCCUUUACGCCGCCUUACCGCCGAGCAGGCACUCCGCCACCCGUGGCUGCGCAUAGCCUUCCGCUCCAAGAUGAGUGCAACAAGCAGCAGCAGCAGCAGCAGCAGCGGACAUCAGCAGCAGCAACAGCAGCAGCGCAAGCCGCCGUCGAAGCAGGCCAUGGAAGAGGCCAUUCAGCGUGAUGUGGCGCGUCGUGUGAUGGAGUCGCGCCACGUUCAGCACAUGCUGCGCCGGGAUCGCCAGCGGCACCUUCAGUUCGUCGCGGACUGCUGCAACAUGCUGAACCUGCAAAUACCACCAGAGAUCAUUAAGGCGCACGCGGAGGAACCCUACCAGGAAGCCGACGGCGACCGCGUACGUUUCUCUUCACCGCCGGCGCCGCAGGUCCAUCGACCCAACUCACUGGCCGCUGCGGCGGCCGCUGUUUCUGGGCGUAGCACCCACCAUGGAGCGCGCUACACCGACGCGAACACGCAGGGACUGCGUGACGACACUGGCGGCAGCGAGUGGUCUGUUACCUCGCUCAACAACAGCGCGGCAACCGUGACGGGGGUGGUCCUUCGGGAUAGCAUGCGACCACGCGUCAUGCCACCCGGGUGCAUCGACACAAAGCUGUUCCUCCCGCCCUCGGAGGAGGACUACUAUGAGCAGAAGAGCGGCAAGGCAGAGUUUGACGUGCGGGUGCUGCGCCGCAAGCCGCUGCUGAUGGCGCAGCUCGACGAGUACUUCCACAACGUCGUGCUCGUGCAAUGUGGGUACCGCACAGGACCGGAUCCAAACUACCAGGUGAUGCGCUUGCGGGCCGUGCCUAUCGAGGAUGAGAACGGUGGUGGCAGUGGAGGGUGUCGAGGAGGCGCCCAACAGCCAGCGGUCAUGAUCCUUUCAGGUGCCAAUGGAGGCCUCUAUCGUCGCAGCCCGCCCGUAGGGCCAUCAUCGAUGCCGCCAGCAGCGGCACUGGCAGCGACGCGGCCCCACUACUACGGCACUGACGGCGCGAACCGCGACGGCAGGUCUACGGAGGUAUGGGGUGCCGGUCUUCACCGCAACCCGGGCGCCCACGUAGAGGGUCGCGGUGUAGCGACUGCGGCCGCCUUCUCAGCCGGCGCAGCGGCAGGUCGUAGAGCCAAUGUGUCCGGAGCAUGCAUCGUGACUGGUCAACCGCUGAUCGACACAUCCCUGUCCGGUGCCGCAGCGGCAGCGGCGGCAGAAGCCUCUGCCAACCGGGCGGCCGCGCAGUCGCGGGCAUCUGCUGCAAGCGGCACUGGCAAUGGGGCUAACGAUGUUGUCAGUUCUUCUGUCCUCUGCUAUGGCAGUGGCAGCACAGGGAGCGGAGGUAGGCAUCGUGCGGCCGGCAGAGGUCACAGGCGCGGUCAGCGCGACGCCAGCGAGUCCCAGUCGGAAGGGGAAACCAACGUUGCCAUGCGUGAAAGCUCCAAGUGUCUGUGCGGACUAGUGUGA
This is a messenger RNA of Leishmania braziliensis MHOM/BR/75/M2904, 4527 nucleotides long. RefSeq names its product putative protein kinase. Gene Ontology annotation, molecular function: ATP binding; protein serine/threonine kinase activity. The record is from RefSeq and is a predicted model, not a curated record. Gene Ontology annotation, biological process: peptidyl-serine phosphorylation; autophagy; protein autophosphorylation. The transcript has a single exon. Gene Ontology annotation, cellular component: autophagosome; cytoplasm. The coding region runs from base 1 to 4527 and encodes 1508 amino acids. Lineage: Eukaryota; Euglenozoa; Kinetoplastea; Trypanosomatida; Trypanosomatidae.